AUGGCAUCAAGUAUACCGACCAUUGUAUUUACAUGCCUGGCUGUACUUAUGUCGAUUCUUAGAAAGUACAAGCCUUUUAGGGAUUGGGCAAGCUCAUUGUUAGAGACUUCACUUUCGGACUACUUUCUGCCGUCUAAACAGGCUAUUGUAGCGACACCAGAAUUCAAGGUGGGAAAACCUUCCAAUCGAUUCAAGGGAACCAAGGGCAUCACACUUUAUGAAUUAACACAGUCUCUAACGCAAUUACGAGAGUACUUUGCGAGAGCCCAAAGACAAAACGGCGUCAUCUUCAAUCGAGCAAAUGAGUUGAAUGAAGAGUCAUUGGAACAAUUGAGGGAAAUCUCCUAUUUUACUAAGAUCCAAAAGGUAAAUAAGAGCAUUGAGGAGAAUAACAAAGUUCUAGAGGCUGUAAUAAAACAUGUUCUCGACAAACUGGUCAAGUGCAACAUCGCUGAUUCGGAAGAUGAGACCCUUCCAGAUCAGCUCAAGACAAUAUGUGCAGACAUAGGCUAUCACUUAAAUGAAAACAAUGAAUUGAGCUUUACCGGUGAUGCUGUAAUCCUCUCAAAUUCUAAGUCCAAUCAAGGCAGUGUGAAUGAGGCUAUUGGUCAUUUAUGCAGAGACUGGAGCGCUAAUUUCGAAUGCGAAAGGCAACCCAUCAACGAUUUUGUUCAUGAAAGAAUUACGGAGAGGGUCAAUAUAUCGAAUGAAAGCAAAACUUUGGUCGUUGUACCUGGAGCUGGAGUCGGCCAAUUGCCUUUCUUCAUAGCUAAAAGCUUCCCACAUUGCCAAGUCGACUCCGUCGAAUGGUCUUCUUUGAUGUAUAUAUUCAAUGAAUUUGCGUUGGGCCAUGGACAGGAUGUCAGAAUCAGACCAUUCGCGCAGCAUUAUUCUGGUAGCCUCGAUACACAGAGCCAAAUCCGAAGUUUCGAAGUACCUUUGAGCAAGAUUAAGAGACCGGCCAAUUUGGCCUCAUAUUGGGGAGAUUUUCGCCAGUACACGACCAACACCGAGCAUUAUGACCAGAUAAUCGUCUGUACUGCCUUUUUUAUUGACACAGCUGAGAACGUAUUUGAAUAUUUGGAAGCAACUGAGCAAUUAAGCGCUCACUGCAAAACACUACAUUGGAUUAAUGUCGGUCCUCUAAAAUACGGCACAAGGCCUCUAGUGCAAUUCACUGCCGAUGAACUCAAGAGACUGCGUAAGGUAAGAGGCUGGAAAGAUCUUGUUGAGACACGCACCACAGAUUACAAAGAAGGCUUGAAUGGAUAUUUAACCAAUACUGAGUCUUUAUAUCAGGGCUAUUACGGGUUACUUAAAUUUCACACGGUUUUCGAUAAGACAUCUAAUUAA
Molecule: messenger RNA, 1353 nt
Organism: Torulaspora delbrueckii
Lineage: Eukaryota; Fungi; Ascomycota; Saccharomycetes; Saccharomycetales; Saccharomycetaceae
Exons: 1
Coding region: 1-1353 (450 amino acids)
Molecular function (GO): S-adenosylmethionine-dependent methyltransferase activity
Source: RefSeq, a predicted model, not a curated record